AUGAUUGCCAACUUAUCUCGCUGGCGUCUCAACAGCUGUCAAGGCUUGCAGGGUUGUAGAUCACGGAAACGGGGAAUAAUUAUGACUCUUUCCCAGCUUCUCUUCCAUCUGUGCAUCAACUCCCUCAAGCCAUCCGGUAUCUACGCACCAGAAUCCCGGAUCGAUUUCUUUUUCCCUUUCUUUUUUUCUGGGCAAUCCUCCAUAUCUCUUUGUUACUUUCAUUCAAGCGUUCAUAUUUCAUUCGUUUACCUUUUAUCUAUUUUUCGUCUUUCUUUCUUUGUCGUCUCAUUGAUUCAUCUUUUUAUUUUUUUUAAUUUCAACUCUUUCUUUCUGUUUUUCUUUCUUAUUGCUAUUAGUACUUUCCAACUCUUUCCUUUAAUAUUCAUUUAUUUCAAACUCGUUCAUUCUCAGCUUCUUUCAUAUUAUAUUCCCUUUUUUUUCUCUUCUUCUCUACUACAUCUUUCUUUCCUUCUUUCUUCUAUUUGCACACUUUCCUUCUGUCUUUCUCACAUUCCGUUUAUUUACAAUGUCUCUCUCUCUUUCGCCUUUCUUCACUCCAUACAAAUUUCUUAUUUAUUACUCUCACUAACUCUCUCUCCCCCUCUCGCACACACUUGCGCUUACCCUCGCCCUCGUUCCCUCUCUCUCUCCUUCUCUCUCUCUCUCUCUCUCUCUUGUUUAUAUCUAUCUAUCAAUCUAUCUAUCAGUGUUUAUAUCUAUAUAUCAGUGUUUAUAUCUAUCUAUCUAUCUAUCUAUCUUCAUCUAUCUAUCUAUCUAUCUAUCUAUCUAUCUAUCUAUCAGUGUUUAUAUCUAUAUAUCAGUGCUUAUAUCUAUCUAUCUAUCUAUCUAUCUAUCUAUCUAUCUAUCUAUCUAUCUAUCUAUCAGUGUUUAUAUCUAUAUAUCAGUGUUUAUAUCUAUCUAUCUAUCUAUCAAUCGAUCUAUCAUGUUUAUAUCUAUCUAUCAGUGUUUAUAUCUAUCUAUCUAUCUAUCUAUCUAUCUAUCUAUCAUCAGUGUUUAUAUCUAUAUAUCAGUGUAUAUAUCUAUCUAUCUAUCAAUCUAUUUAUCUAUCAGUGUUUAUAUCUAUAUAUCAGUGUUUAUAUCUAUCUAUCUAUCUAUCUAUCAGUUUUUAUAUCUAUAUAUCAAUGUUUAUAUCUAUCUAUCUAUCUAUCUAUCUAUCUAUCUAUCUAUCAGUGUUUACAUCUAUCUAUCAGUGUUUAUAUCUAUCUAUCUAUCUAUCUAUCUAUCAGUGUUUAUAUCUAUCUAUCUAUCUAUCUAUCUAUCUAUCUAUCUAUCUAUCUAUCAAUCCAUCUAUCUAUCAGUGUUUAUAUCUAUAUAUCAGUAUUUAUAUCUAUCUAUCUAUCGAUCUAUCAGUGUUUAUAUCUAUAUAUCAGUGUUUAUAUCUAUCUAUCUAUCUAUCUAUCUAUCUAUCUAUCUAUCAGUGUUUAUAUCUAUAUAUCAGUGUUUAUAUCUAUCUAUCUAUCUAUCUAUCUAUCUAUCUAUCUAUCUAUCUAUCUAUCUAUCUAUCUCUCAGUGUUUAUAUCUAUAUAUCAGUGUUUUUAUCUAUGUAUCUAUCUAUCUAUGUAUCUAUCUAUCAAUCUAUCUAUCAGUGUUUAUAUCUAUAUAUCAGUGUUUAUAUCUAUCUAUCUAUCUAUCUAUCUAUCUAUCUAUCUAUCUAUCUAUCUAUCUAUCUCCUUGCUUUCUAUCUAUCUCGUGAUUGGGAUGGAUGCUUCCGUAAUCACUACCAGUACCAAAUUACAAAUCUAUCUAUCUAUUUAUCAUAGUUUCUUCCUAUCUAUUCAUCUAUCUAUUCCAAUCUGUUCAUUAUCUAUCUAUCUAUCUAUCUAUCUAUCUAUCUAUCUAUCAUAG
This is a messenger RNA of Acanthosepion pharaonis, 1866 nucleotides long. NCBI's taxonomy places the organism in Eukaryota, Metazoa, Mollusca, Cephalopoda, Sepiida, Sepiidae. The record is from the annotation of a GenBank genome assembly.